GUCGGGGCGAGGGUCCAGUCGUUCCUCGGAGUCCCGCAGGCCCGCCCGUGCCUGCCCCAACGCCCCGGGCUGUCGCUGCGGAGAGCUGGCCCAGUUCCCUCCUCCGGGCCCCGGGCCCUGAGCGCGGCGGCGCGGGCCCGCCCCCUCCUCGGUAAGCGGGUCGCGCGGGGCGCCUCCCAGCGAGGGCUCCGUCUCACUCCCUCGAAGGCCAAGUUUUCAUUUUGGUUUUUGGUGGUGGUUUUUUGGUGGGGAGUGGGGUUGGGAGGUGUUUCCGGCGGGACUGAAAUUCUCUGAGGAAGGUGUGCGCGCUCCCCGCGCCUAGAUCUCCCCGGCACCCCUGAGAAGACGCGGCUGGCAGCUCGGCGGGUCCUGUCCCGCGCUGCGGAGCCCUAGCACCCCGGGGCCUGGCCGGGGCGGGGUGCCGAGGGUGCCCUGGGCCUGCGCCGGCUGUGGGGAGGAAGGCCUGGCCGCCCGGGGAGGCCCUCACUCUCCCGGGGACCCUGGGGGACCGACACGUGCCCGCCGACCCGGCCCUGCGCGAACUUGGUCGCACCCCUCCUCGUGCAAAGGUUUUUUCUUUUAGUUUAGGUAAAAUCACAGGAAACAAAGACGGGAAGAGAGCCCCCUUUCUGUGAAACGCAGGCUGUGGCUGCUGCAUUUGUCAAUUUGGUGCUGUAAUGCACACAGUUUUUUGCAGGAGCUUCAAAACUGUCUGCAGACGUCACCGUCGCCCAUCUCCUCCGCGCCCUUGUGAGAACUGGCGACGUAGCCAGCAACUGUGUAGUACCUACAAAUGAUUAAAAUGAUUAAAUGUGGUGUGGCGUGAACCAAAAAUCGAUUACCGCCUGAUUUUACUUAGUUUUAGUCUGCUGAUUUUUAGAAUUUUGUCAUUCUUGCUAAUGUAAGGGUUUUGGGGAAUCCACCAUAUGCUUUUUAAAAAGGGAGAACACUGCAGAUGUGUUCUAAAUUUAAUUAUUUGUAUUUAUGCCCUUAAUGUUGUUUCAUUAUAGGUUUAUUGAAUUCCUUAAUAUCUCAGCAGGCGUCUUUGAAUUAUAUUUUGAUUGGCUUUUCUGUAGUAUUAAUGUGAAAGGAAAAUAAUCGGUAGAGCUGCAAAAAUAAAUGCCACUUCGAUAUUUUCUAUACUGCUCACUUGCAUCAUUGUGGUUGGCUGCUUUUAAUUGAUUUUAAGUUGCCUAAUCAGCUGUGAUUGUAGUCAGGGAAUGAAUACAAGUAAUUUUCUGGUUGACGUAUGGCCUAAACUUGACACUGCUACCCAGAACGUCAGAGUAGUUUAUGAGGUGUAUUUCAGAAAAUAGAGGUGUUGUGGAGGAGGCUCUAUCUUUUAGGGAACCUCUGUAUGUAACACACGGGAGAAAAGAAAACGAUGUUUAAUUUCAGCCUUAGUUUUUUCUAACUUAUAGGUAAUUCUUAUUGAAAACUCAUUUUUAUAGUAAGAAAGGAUGUAGGGUUUAGAUUUUUGCUUUAAAUUUUCUUUUAUUAAAUUAGGAGAUAAAAAUCUUAAGAAUUGGUCAGUAAAUUGAAAAAAAAAAACCACUACUUUGAAGAGAAUUGAAAACCUGGAACACAUCUUUAUCCUUUUCUAAGCUCUUUUUAAAAUAGUGUUGCUAUAAGUGUGACUGAGUUCUUGAUUGCAUUAUUCUUGCCCUAAGACAGGACUUUGUCAUGAUUACUUCAUAAAAACAAACUUGGUAAGUUAUAGCUGAUAGCCAUUGCUGAUAAUUUUCUCUGUCCAACUGAAUGUUUUUUGUAGUCUUUAAAAUAACAAGUAUUAUUUUAGUGUUUGGAAAGUAGUAUUUAAAUUUUUCACACAACAAUAGAAGUCUGUUUUAAUAAGCUUCUCUCUGUUAAUCCUAAAAGACAGUCUUCUUCUGGGAUAUUAAAAUUUUGUACUGAACUUGUGCACACAGUCCUGGACUUGUAAUUAGAAGAUCUGGGUUCUAGUCCUGGUUCUUCUACUGAGCGGCUGUCUCUUCUUGGACAAUCACCUACCCUCUUUGAAUCUGUUUAGUUGUCUUCAAAGCGGGAGUACCUGCCUCAAGAUUGUUCUAAGAAUUAUAUGAAAUAAUGCAUGUAAAAUUCUUUUUGAAUUAUAAAGGGCUCUAUAAAUAUCAGUUGUAAAAUUUCCUUUCCUUUAUUACCUCAUUUCAUUUCCUUUAUUAGCUAGGCUGUGCAGAAAAUAUUUUCUCAAAGCUUUUUAAUGUAACUCUAGUUUAAAAAACUCAUACACACAUUAUAUGACAUUAUCCUUUUUCUAUACCAUGUAAUUCCUACAAUGAAAUGAAACAGAUGUCUCAUUUUCAGCCAUGGAGGACACUAAAUGUUUAGGUUUACAAACUAUUUUUCAUAUCUCUAUAUGUAUCUCUAUAUACCUAUUUUUAAGGUUCGGUUUUCUUCCUAAAUCCAGAGUUGGUGGGAAUUAUCCUGAAAAGUGAUUAUAGAGAACCACAUGUCCAUUUAUUUAUUUUGAACAGAAUUAGAGAAUGCUCUCACCAUUUUUUUAACUUCUGAAGCAAUAUGAUAGCAUUUUAGUAGUCUAGAAUUAUACCAAUAUUAAAUUUAUAUUAACAUAGUAGGUUUAUUUAUUUUCAUUUUACAAAAUAAUACCCUUUUCUGAAGAAAAGGGCUAUAAACUUAAAAGAUUUUUAACAUUAAUAGUACAAAGGAAUUUAAAUAUCAUUUUUGCUUUUGAGUCCCAGGAGGCAUUGUUAUCCUAAAAUGACAUCUAACAGUAUGUGGUUAUACGAAAAACAUAUGCUUUUCUGUAAUUAAUAGGUGUUUUCAUUAAUUUGUGCAUUUUAUAUCUUAGAAGAGCACACUGGUAGUGAAAUGAUUGUAAACAACUGGAAUAACUUAUAUUUAAUGUAUGGUUUAAACAGAUAAAUACCUCAGUAUUCUAAACCAAUAUUUGAAGAAUAGUUUCAGAGAGAUUCUGAAAUCUUAUUUCGUUAUGCUUUCUAGUAUUAUAUUUUUAGGAAAACUAUUUUUGAUAGUGAUACAAAUCAAAUGUCAUCUGAAAGAAGGACUAAGUUAAUUUUCUAAAGAAAAGGGAACUGAUUUUAUCCAAACCUUCUAGAACUGAUAAUCUUAAGGCCUUUUGAAACUGAGCUCUAAAAUAUUGAGAUAGUUAUGUCAGUGUGCCUAUUCCUUUCUAACAUAGGUCAGAUUUUCUUCAAGAAACGGAUUUUUUCAGAUUAUAAAAUAUAUGCUCACUAGAGGAAAAAGCACAAUUAACUUUUUUCACAAUCUCAAAGUCUUAAAAUGGGAAUUAUAGAGAUCUAGGUAAUAAAAUGGCAGCUAUCUCUGCCUUUAGACAUGUCGUAGAUCAUCCGAUAGUCUCGAUGAACAAAACUGUUGUUUUGUAUUUCAUAGCAGUUCUGACAAUCUAAUGGUAACAUAUCUUAACAUCAUAUUUAUGUUUCCAUAUAUGUAUAUCAGAUUAAUUUUGAGGCCUAGUGUUCCUAAAAGAUUUGGGAUGAAUGUGUAUGUGUAUAUUUCUUUAACGUGAAAUAAACAUGUAUAGCAAAUAUAUCUUUUACUUACAUGUUAAAGGUAUGCUUUGACACACAUGCUGAAAUCUGGAUUCUUUUUGACCUGUAAACUUAUCAAGAAGAUUGACAGCAAAUGCUGUCUUUGAAAGUAAAGUGAAUUCUUUUUAAAAAUGGAGUUAUGUGAUUUUAGUGUGUAAGUCAGUAAAUUGAAGUUAAUUAUAUCAGCUUAGAAGAUGUUAACUUUCUUUUUCUUUUUAAAAAAAUAGAUUCCAAAGGAAGACUUCCAUUUGGUAAUUUGUUUAAUCAGUGCAAGUGAAAUCAAGGAACGAUGGAUGUAGAAAAUGAACAGGUACUGGAUGUAAACCCUACAGACCCUGAUAAUUUAAGUGACUCUUUCUUUUCUGGUGAUGAAGAAAAUGUGGAGACUGAGGAAAUAAAGAAUGAAAUAAACGGAAAUUGGAUUUCAGCAUCUUCCAUUAACGAAGCUAGAAUUAAUGCCAAGGCAAAAAGGAGACUGCGGAAAAACUCAUCCCGGGACUCUGGCAGAGGCGACUCUGUCAGUGAUAAUGGAAGUGAAUCCCUCAGAAGUGGAGUAACUGUGCCAACCAGUCCAAAGGGAAAGUUGUUAGAUAGGCGAUCCAGAUCUGGGAAAGGAAGGGGACUACCAAAGAAAGGUGGUGCAGGAGGCAAAGGUGUCUGGGGUACACCUGGACAGGUAUAUGAUGUGGAGGAGGUGGAUGUGAAAGAUCCUAACUAUGAUGAUGACCAGGAGAACUGUGUUUAUGAAACUGUAGUUCUACCUUUGGAUGAAAGGGCAUUUGAGAAGACUUUAACACCAAUCAUACAGGAAUAUUUUGAGCAUGGAGAUACUAAUGAAGUUGCGGAAAUGCUAAGAGAUUUAAAUCUUGGUGAAAUGAAAAGUGGAGUACCAGUGUUGGCAGUGUCCUUGGCAUUAGAGGGGAAGGCUAGUCAUAGAGAAAUGACAUCUAAGCUUCUUUCUGACCUUUGUGGGACAGUAAUGAGCACAAACGAUGUAGAAAAAUCAUUUGAUAAACUGUUGAAAGAUCUACCUGAAUUAGCACUGGACACUCCUAGAGCGCCACAGUUGGUGGGCCAGUUUAUUGCUAGAGCUGUUGGAGACGGAAUUUUAUGUAAUACCUAUAUUGAUAGUUACAAAGGAACUGUAGAUUGUGUACAGGCUAGAGCUGCUCUGGACAAGGCUACUGUGCUCCUGAGUAUGUCUAGAGGUGGAAAGCGUAAAGACAGUGUGUGGGGCUCUGGAGGUGGACAGCAGUCUGUCAAUCACCUUGUUAAAGAGAUUGAUAUGCUGCUGAAAGAAUAUAUACUCUCUGGAGACAUAUCCGAAGCUGAACAUUGCCUUAAGGAACUGGAAGUACCUCAUUUUCACCAUGAGCUUGUAUAUGAAGCUAUUGUAAUGGUUUUAGAGUCAACUGGAGAAAGUACAUUUAAAAUGAUUUUGGAUUUAUUAAAAUCCCUUUGGAAAUCCUCUACUAUUACUGUAGACCAAAUGAAAAGAGGUUAUGAGAGAAUUUACAGUGAAAUUCCAGAUAUUAACUUGGAUGUCCCACAUUCAUACUCUGUGCUUGAGCGAUUUGUAGAAGAAUGUUUUCAGGCUGGAAUAAUUUCCAAACAACUCAGAGAUCUAUGUCCUUCAAGGGGCAGAAAGCGUUUUGUAAGUGAAGGAGAUGGAGGCCGUCUAAAACCAGAGAGCUACUGAAUAUAAGAACUCUUGCAGUCUUAGAUGUUAUAAAAAAUAUGUAUCUGAAUUGUAAGAGUUGUUAGUACAGUUUUUUGUUUUUUAAAAGCACUUGUUUUGGGUACAAGGCUUUUCUGAAAUUUUAUAAACUUACAUUUAAGGGGAAUUUUUAAAGGAAGUUUUUUUUUUUUUUUUUUUUUUUUUUUUGAGGGUUUAAGGAGGAGGGACAGAAAAGUAACCACUUCUUAAGUGGAAUAUUCUAAUAAGCUACCUUUUGUAAGUGCCAUGUUUAUGACCUAAUCAUUCCAAGUUUUGCAUUGAUGUCUGACUGCCACUCCUUUCUUUCAAGGACAGUGUUUUUGUAGUAAAAUCACUGGUUUAUACAUAGCUUUAUUUAGGGGGUAAAGUUAAGCUGCUAAAACCCCAUGUUGGCUGCUGCUGUUGAAAUACUGUGCUUUGGGAGUAAGAAAAAAAAAAGUUAUUUCUUUGUCUUAAAGAAUUCUAAGAAAAUGAGUUAGUCAUGAGACUUAUUCAUCUUUCCAGGGAACAUAUUGAUUGGUCUUAAAGACUAGACAGUUCAGUAAAUGGUGGCUGGAACAUCUAUUUUUGUACAAAACUGGAAAAAUGAACCCAGUUCUAGAAGAAUGUAUGACAAAAUAAAACAUGUGAAGCAGUGUUGAUUCCUUA
This is a messenger RNA of Trichechus manatus latirostris (Florida manatee), 5913 nucleotides long. It is a transcript of the gene PDCD4, whose product is annotated as programmed cell death 4. The record is from RefSeq and is a predicted model, not a curated record. NCBI's taxonomy places the organism in Eukaryota, Metazoa, Chordata, Mammalia, Sirenia, Trichechidae. Gene Ontology annotation, biological process: negative regulation of DNA-templated transcription. Bases 3838 to 5247 code for a protein of 469 amino acids. The transcript has 11 exons. Gene Ontology annotation, cellular component: nucleus; cytosol.